UUAUUUUCACGGAAUAUUAUAGUUUGAGAACUAAACCUUAAUUAAAAACACAUAGUAUACCUUUAAUUUAUUCUCCCUCCAAAUUUAAAACCCUAAAAAAAACUAAACAAAACACAUAUUCUGACACUCUGACACACCAACCCCACCCCCCCACCCCCUCCUUACAUUUUCCAUAAAUCACUCCCAACACUCCACUCUACUCCUCUCCUCUUUCUUUCUCCUCCCCUAUUUUCCGCCAUUGUUAAACCUUCAAAACCCUAAUUCCUUCAUCAAUGGCGUCAAUCGAUCCUCACUCAUACACAAAUUCAUCUCACCCUUUCACAACCCACAUCUCACUCUCUCUCUUCUUCGACUUCUCUUCCUCAAUCAUCCACUCCUCUGCUCUCCUCUCUCUCUCCUCCCCUUUUUCCGGGGACCUCUUCCUCGAUACUCGCGCUCUUUCCAUCACCUCCAUCGUCGACCCUGAUACCAAUUCCCCAAUUCCAUUUUCUCUCUCCUCUGAAAUUGACCCCAUUAAAGGUGCUCUUCUCACUGUUACUCUCUCUGAUCAAUCCAAGUUUCUGAUUUCUUUUCAAACUUCGCCUAAUUCUUCUGCUCUUCAAUGGCUGACGCCUCCUCAGACUUUCAAUAAAACGUUGCCGUUUGUUUAUACUCAAUGUCAGGCGAUUCAUGCGAGGUCGAUUUUUCCUUGCCAGGAUACUCCGGCCGCGAGGAUUACGUAUUCGGCGAAGAUUAAUAUCCCUCGGGUUCUGUCUGCUGUUAUGUCUGCUCGACAUGUCGAGCGUCGUGUUCCUACUGCUGGUGAGGCAGGAGCAGCAUGUGAUGAUUCAAUGUGGUGUGCGGAAGAUAGGAUUGUCGAGGAGUUUGUCAUGGAGCAGCCAAUACCGCCAUACCUUUUUGCAUUUGCAGUUGGAGAAAUUAGCCACAGGGAGGUAGGUCCAAGGACGAGAGUGUAUGCUGAGUCAGUGCCUUCAGUUUUAGAUUCAGCUGCAAGAGAGUUUGCAGGAACUGAGGAUAUGAUUAGACAAGGGGAGAAGUUAUUUGGACCUUAUGAUUGGGAAAGGUUUGAUUUGUUAGUUCUGCCUCCUAGCUUUCCAUAUGGAGGUAUGGAGAACCCAAGGAUGGUGUUUCUAACACCUACGGUCAUAAAAGGGGAUGCAACUGGAGCGCAAGUGGUGGCUCAUGAACUUGCCCACAGUUGGACUGGAAAUUUAAUUACAAAUAAGAAUAACGAACACUUUUGGUUGAAUGAGGGUUUUACGACUUACGCAGAAAGAAGAAUUGUUGAGGUGGUGCAAGGGGAAGACAGGGCUGCUUUAAAUAUUGGUAUAGGUUGGAAAGGCUUAAAUGAUGAAAUGGAAAGAUUUAAAGACAACAUGGAAUUUACAAAGCUUAAAACAAACCAAGAAGGAGUGGAUCCAGAUGAUGUAUAUUCACAGGUUCCAUAUGAGAAAGGCUUUCAGUUCCUUUGGCGCAUUGAACGUCAGAUUGGCAGACCUGCAUUUGAUGAAUUCGUUAAGAAGUAUAUUACCACCUUUAAGUUCCAGUCAAUUGAUACUGAGACCUUCUUGGACUUCCUGAAAGCUAAUGUCCCUGACAUAGAAAAGGAAAUCAAUUUGGAGCUGUGGACUGAGGGCACGGGAAUUCCACCUGAUGCUCUGGCACCGGAAUCCAAGCUUUAUACUAAGAUUACAUCCCUUGCGCAUGAAUUCAUAAAUGGGCGGAUGCCAAGGGAUGACGAAGUUGCUGAAUGGGGAGGGCAGGAAUGGGAGCUGUACUUAGAGUUCCUGCCUAAAUCUGUUGAAGCUUCACAGGUGUCAGCACUGGAUGCACGCUACCGUCUUGCAGAAUCAAAAGACUAUGAAGUGAAAGUGGCAUUUCUUCAACUGGCAAUUUCAUCUGGUUGCCGAGAUUAUUAUGGUGAGGUAGAGAAGACCUUAAAGGAGGUUGGGAGGAUGAAGUAUCUUCGCCCUCUUUAUACUUACCUUGUGCAAGGUCCUGGAAAGGAAGAAGAGAAAAUAUUGGCAAAAAGGGUGUUUGCAGAAACACGGGCCUGCUAUCACCCAAUAGCUCAAGGCGUAGUGGAAGCGAUUCUAUCCAAGCAUCUGUAACUCACAGUUUUUAACGCUUCUGCCUUGUUAUAUUAGCACUCCUCUAUGUGAGAUAGGGUUAUCAAUGCCCGUUUUGCCAUAAAAAUAGGAAGUGUGGGGAUAAAGCAUGGAAGACUGGGAGUGCUUAUAUCUGUACCUAUAGGCAAUUAUUCAAUGAGUUGCAUAACAAUGUGAACAGAUUUAAUCUUAUUUCGUGCUUAAAAAAUGUACAUUGAAUGCUUAA
This is a messenger RNA of Chenopodium quinoa (quinoa), 2334 nucleotides long. RefSeq names its product leukotriene A-4 hydrolase homolog. The transcript has 5 exons. Gene Ontology annotation, cellular component: cytosol. Gene Ontology annotation, biological process: proteolysis. The record is from RefSeq and is a predicted model, not a curated record. The coding region runs from base 273 to 2111 and encodes 612 amino acids. Gene Ontology annotation, molecular function: zinc ion binding; metallopeptidase activity. Lineage: Eukaryota; Viridiplantae; Streptophyta; Magnoliopsida; Caryophyllales; Amaranthaceae.